Messenger RNA from Moneuplotes crassus, 386 nucleotides. Lineage: Eukaryota; Ciliophora; Spirotrichea; Euplotida; Euplotidae. The record is from the annotation of a GenBank genome assembly.
UAAAUAAACUUUGCUAAAUGAAUGCUCUUUAUUUCCCAGAAAAUGUCAAAGAACUCGAAUGAUUGCUAAAAAUGCCUCAAUGAAAGAAAGAAGGUACAAAAUCUGAAGAAAUCUCUCCUAUUACAAAGGACAAGCAAUUAGACUUCUCCCACACCUUGAAAGAAACGAAAGACUUAAAAAUAUCUUCAAAAAGAGGGUUUCCUAUCAGCUGAUCAAGCCAAGAGGAAUGAAAUAGUCUUGAUCAAGUAAAAAUGUACCAGAGUGCUCUCACACCUAAUAAGGCACCUAAAAAUAAGCUUAGAAGAAUGGAAUGGAGGCUAAGAAGGCUUCAAGUAAUUGACGACUUCUAAAUUAUUUAAAGUACAUUAAUUCCUUGUAAUUUUUAA